This is a messenger RNA of Acanthamoeba castellanii str. Neff, 2703 nucleotides long. Its product is annotated as P protein, putative. The transcript has 13 exons. NCBI's taxonomy places the organism in Eukaryota, Discosea, Longamoebia, Acanthamoebidae. The coding region runs from base 1 to 2703 and encodes 900 amino acids. The record is from RefSeq and is a predicted model, not a curated record. Gene Ontology annotation, biological process: transmembrane transport. Gene Ontology annotation, cellular component: membrane.
AUGAGCAGCGGCGCUGCCGGCAGACAUCCUCUUGCUGCUGAGGAUGACUACGACGAAGAGCGACCAAGGAGCAACAGUGAGCAAAGGCGGCUCGUGGAGGAAGAAGACGCUGACCUGAGCAGCGGGCCGAGUGGCUUGACCGAGGAUGAGGAGGAAGCGAAUCGACGUCGCGUGGGCCACAUCAACGAUCGAGACAGGAACGAUUUCAAACGACUGAAUCCAGAGGAGGACGAUUCCUCAUCUUACGAAGAAGAGUCUGAUGCCGAGACGAGCUACAGGCACGAGUCCUACAUCUUUGCCAGGACGGAGUGGAAGGGAGAGAAGAAGCCAGAGGGCGUACAUCACGAGAAUUGGUUUCUACUCGACCACACUACGCGCUUCCAUUUUCGAUUCCAUUUCCGAAGGCACAAGCGGCGUGCAGUGCAGGGAGCACUUCGUUUGAGGGACCUGGUGGUGGGGCUGCCCUGGCACCAGAUCAGAGUGGCCGUCAUCUCCCUCCUCUUCAUCGCCAGCAUGGCUCUCUUCAUGUCCGUCGACGCGCCCGACGACAACCCACCCACUCGCCUCGCCGGCCCGCUGGACACGAUCCGGGUGAACCUCGCCAUACAGGAGACGCGCAACGUAUCAUCGUGGACGUCCUGGCCAGCCAACUCCUCCGUCGUCGUCACCUUACAGGCCUCCACCGCGCAUGAUGAGGCGAGUGCGCAAUCGUGGGCCGCGCUGGACUCGUGGGAGCUCUUCGCGCGGCCGGACGAAAGCGAGGAGGACUACACCUACUUCUACCUCAACGACACGGCGAAGGACCUCUACCACACGUACCGCGUGGUGUUGACGACCAACGCCCGGCAGAACCUGGGCCUGCGGCUCGACGUUCUGCAGCUCUCGUGGGCCGCGCGCUACGAGGUGGUGUUCGGCUUCAUCCUGCUCGUCAUGGUCUACUCACUCAUCAUCUUCGAGUGGGUCCACCGCACUGUGGCGGCCCUCAUCGGCUCCUUCUGGGGUCUGGCCCUCCUCUCCGCCGUCAUCGAGCGACCAUCGCUCUACGAGGCACGCACCACCGAUCAGAACGUAAUUGGGUGGAUUGACUACGAUACGAUCGGUCUCCUCUUCGGCAUGAUGAUCCUCGUCGGCAUCUUCUCCACCACCGGCUUCUUCGAGGCGUACAAGCUGUCCAAGGGCAACAUUUGGCAUCUCGUCAUCAUGUUGUGCGGCUUCACCGCGGUGGCGUCGAUGUUUCUGGACAACGUGACCACCAUCCUGCUCGUCACGCCCGUCACCCUGCGCCUCUGCCGGGUGCUCGACCUCGACCCUCUCCCCAUCAUCCUCUCCGAAGUGAUCUUCUCCAACAUCGGCGGAACGGCCACGGGAAUCGGCGACCCGCCCAACAUUUUGAUCAUCUCCAACUCGCAGAUCAAGGACACGGGUCUGGUCGACUUCAGCUCCUUCACGCUGCACGUCGCACCGGGCGCCAUCCUCGCGAUGUGCACCACCUUCCUGCUCAUCAUGUUCGUCUACAAGAAGAGAAUCUGUCGGAGAGCGCCGGUGGACCCGCUGGCCAAGGAGAUCGAUAUCUGGAAGAAGACCCUGCACGCGUUCGACAUGAGCCACAAGAGCAUCACCCAGAACGAAGACCACCGCGUGCGCCAGAAGCUCGUCAAGCACAUCCACGAGCUCGAGGAGCGCCUGCGCGAGAAGCUCGCCGGCAUCGCCGCUAUCGAAGCCGCCCUCGACGGCAGCAGCAGCAGCGGCGGUCACGGCGGCGGUCACAGCACCAGCAACGCCCAGCCCGCCGCCGGCGUCGGCGGAGCGGGCAAGGGCAAGGAGAAGGUGCCGGAGCCGGACGUGAGCGGCGACGAAGAGAACGGCCGCCAGCGGGGCGACAACAACGACAACGACGACGAAGCGGACGACGACGUGCUGGGCGGGAGCCAGGCAGACUACUACGGCAAGACGCGGGAGAGCGUCGAAGGGCAGGAGGAGCCGGCCCAGCCGCUGGGCGCGAUCAACAUCGCCGAGCUGGAGCGCAAGUACGUCAUCAGCGACGUCACCCUCUUCAUCAAGAGCUGCUGCGUGCUGGUGGUGGUCAUCCUCCUCUUCUUCCUCCAUUCUUUCCUCACUGAGAUCAAGCUGUCGCUGCCGUGGAUCGCCAUCCUGGGCGCGCUGGUGCUUCUCGUGCUCUCCGGCACCGACAACUUCCACGAAAUCCUCGAAAAAGUGGAGACGAGCACAUUGCUCUUCUUCGCGGGGCUGUUCGUGAUGGUCCGAUGCGUCGAAGAGCUCGGGGUCACCAUCUGGAUCGCCAACACCACCUCCGACAUCAUCGACAUCAUGCCCGAGGGCAAGAUGCGGCUGGCCUUUGCCGUGUUCCUGAUCAUCUGGGUGUGUGCGAUCGUGUCGAUGUUCAUAGACAACAUCCCCUUCACCACCACCAUGAUCCCCGUCGUCGUCAAGCUCACCAAGGGCACGCUCGCGCUUCCCCUCCAGCCGCUCACAUGGGCGAUGGCCUUUGGCGCCUGUCUGGGCGGCAAUGGCACCCUCAUCGGUGCGUCGGCAAACGUGGUGGCGGCUGGCAUAGCGGAACAGUACGGGCGGCCAAUCUCCUUCAACUAUUUUUUCAAGAUGGGCUUCCCGUGCAUGAUGGUCUCCACGCUGACCGCGACCGCCUACAUGCUCGUGACGCACGUUCUCAUCGGGUGGUAUUAA